Bactrocera tryoni is the source of this 1517-nucleotide messenger RNA. RefSeq names its product actin, cytoplasmic A3a. Gene Ontology annotation, biological process: mitotic cytokinesis. The transcript is spliced from 2 exons. Lineage: Eukaryota; Metazoa; Arthropoda; Insecta; Diptera; Tephritidae. The record is from RefSeq and is a predicted model, not a curated record. Bases 174 to 1304 code for a protein of 376 amino acids.
UUGUUGGACUGUCAAAGUGCUUAGUUGAACUUCUCCAAUCAAUUUUCAAGCUGAGAUUUUCUGGUUUGCCAAGUCAGCAUCUUAAAAGAACCGUGAAAUUUUAACAACGCUUCUAGUGCGUCGAUUUACGAAUUUAGAUUGUGUUUUAAAUUAAACUUCAAAAAGAAAACAAAAUGUGUGACGAAGAAGUUGCUGCCUUGGUUGUUGACAAUGGUUCCGGUAUGUGCAAAGCCGGUUUCGCUGGUGAUGAUGCACCCCGCGCUGUUUUCCCUUCAAUUGUGGGUCGCCCACGUCAUCAAGGUGUGAUGGUUGGUAUGGGACAAAAGGACUCAUAUGUCGGUGAUGAAGCACAGAGCAAACGUGGUAUCUUAACCCUGAAAUACCCCAUUGAACACGGUAUUGUAACCAACUGGGAUGAUAUGGAAAAAAUCUGGCAUCACACCUUCUACAAUGAACUGCGUGUCGCUCCCGAGGAACACCCAGUCCUGUUGACUGAAGCUCCAUUGAAUCCAAAGGCUAACCGUGAGAAGAUGACACAAAUCAUGUUCGAAACCUUCAACACACCCGCCAUGUAUGUGGCCAUUCAGGCCGUACUUUCCCUGUAUGCUUCUGGUCGUACCACUGGUAUUGUGCUGGAUUCUGGUGAUGGUGUCUCCCACACUGUUCCCAUCUAUGAAGGUUAUGCCCUGCCACAUGCUAUCCUUCGUUUGGAUUUGGCUGGUCGCGAUUUAACCGACUACCUAAUGAAGAUCUUGACUGAACGUGGUUACUCAUUCACAACCACUGCCGAACGCGAAAUUGUUCGUGAUAUUAAGGAAAAAUUGUGCUAUGUCGCACUCGACUUCGAACAAGAAAUGGCCACCGCUGCAUCCAGCUCGUCAUUGGAGAAAUCAUAUGAAUUGCCCGAUGGUCAAGUGAUCACCAUUGGCAAUGAACGUUUCCGCUGCCCAGAAGCUCUCUUCCAACCAUCAUUCUUGGGUAUGGAAGCCUCCGGUAUCCACGAAACCACAUACAACUCCAUCAUGAAGUGUGAUGUUGACAUCCGUAAGGAUCUGUAUGCCAACACUGUGCUUUCUGGUGGUACCACCAUGUACCCAGGUAUUGCUGACCGUAUGCAAAAGGAAAUCACCGCUUUGGCUCCAUCAACAAUGAAGAUCAAGAUCAUUGCACCACCAGAACGCAAAUACUCCGUAUGGAUCGGUGGUUCUAUCCUUGCUUCUUUGUCUACCUUCCAACAGAUGUGGAUCUCGAAACAAGAAUACGACGAAUCCGGCCCAUCAAUUGUGCACAGGAAAUGCUUCUAAAUUGGUUAAUGGUAUUUUACAUAACAUAACCAAACAAAAUUCUAGAAUUUUAAAGCAUUUUUUUAAGUUUUCAUUCAAAUGUAUUAUUUUCUAAUUAUUUAAAAUGUUACAAAAACUUGAGAGGAAAGAAUAAGAUUGGCAAACUCUUCUUGUCAUCCAUUCGUCUACGUACGAGUGAGACAUGAGGGGGACAUUAUAACCAAAAAUCUAAAA